Messenger RNA from Serpula lacrymans var. lacrymans S7.9, 509 nucleotides. RefSeq lists its product as uncharacterized. Gene Ontology annotation, molecular function: mRNA binding. Bases 9 to 377 code for a protein of 122 amino acids. Gene Ontology annotation, cellular component: ribonucleoprotein complex; cytoplasm; nucleus. NCBI's taxonomy places the organism in Eukaryota, Fungi, Basidiomycota, Agaricomycetes, Boletales, Serpulaceae. The record is from RefSeq and is a predicted model, not a curated record. The transcript has 3 exons.
CAUCCAACAUGGCCCUUGCGAGACCUACAGCAAAACUACCUCCAGGUGCAAAUCGCAUCCUCUUCGUGAAGAAUCUAAACUAUCAAAUCACCGGAGAAGACUUGUACGACCUGUUCGGACGGUAUGGUAGUAUAAGACAGAUCCGUAUAGGGAACGAGCAGAAGACCAAAGGUACCGCAUUUAUUGUAUUUGAUGAUGUCAUGGAUGCCAAGAAUGCACUAGAUCACUUGAAUGGUUUCCAUCUUCAGGAGCGUUACAUCGUUGUUCUCUACCAUAUGCCAGCCAAACAGGAUGCUGCAACUGCAAAGGCAGAUCUGGCACGCAGGGAGGAGGAGCUUGCACAACUAAAGAAAAAGCACAACAUUGGAGACGACUAAACGUAUCAUUAUUUUAUUGGUUCAGUCUUGUUGUAAUCGAAGUGAUACAUGUAUUGACAUUUUGCGCUGUAUUUUUGUACAUAUCUCCUACCCCCUUUUACUCUAAUUUUAGCUAUGGACAUGAGACAGAUU